This is a messenger RNA of Scomber japonicus (chub mackerel), 2367 nucleotides long. RefSeq lists its product as uncharacterized. The transcript has 10 exons. The coding region runs from base 1 to 2367 and encodes 788 amino acids. NCBI's taxonomy places the organism in Eukaryota, Metazoa, Chordata, Actinopteri, Scombriformes, Scombridae. Gene Ontology annotation, cellular component: nucleus. The record is from RefSeq and is a predicted model, not a curated record. Gene Ontology annotation, molecular function: ubiquitin-protein transferase activity.
AUGCUGAAUGGAAGGAGUGAGGUGAUGGAGAGGAGAGGAGGUGCGGAGUCGGAGGACAGCGGGAGCAGAAGGGGACGCAGCAGGAGUGUCCUCCGCAGCAUCGACGGCGGGGGUGACUCACUAUCAGAGGGACAGCUAAACACAUCAAAAGGGUGUAAACGGAAGGCAUUUCGCAUCCGGAAGUUGUACGGAGCACACAUGUCGUCCCAGGCUGGUGAGCUAACUGACGCUGCAGCGUUAUUAAAUAAUAUUUUGGCGUCAGCAGAAUCGAUAAGAACGCUGGCGAAUGCAACCACUACCGGAGCAACCAGGCAACAGCCAGUUGCCUCAGGUGCCGACCCCGUGGAGACUCGUCUCAGAACUUUGUUUCCUUCUGGUGGCCGCAGCAGCCGUAGCGGGCAGCCACUGGCAGCGGCUGGUCCUGUCCGGACUUCGGUGCCGCGUUACCAGGCACAGUGCUUCGGCACAUGGACAACAGGCACAAGGAGAAAAAGAGCCCUAGCACAGCAGCAUGACCAUUUCAACAAAGACGUGAUACUUCUUCCCAAUCCAUCAUGGGGAAUUGUCUGCAAACAAGGCAAAAAAGUAUGGCUACACAAACAUGGACACAUCCUCAGUGCCUUUGAGUUCCAGAAGGCCUGGAACCACCAGACUGUAAUACAACGCAUCCGGGAAGGAUUUGGUGAGCGUAUUCCUGAAGAUGUCAGCCUCCAGUUGCUGAUGGCUUGUGGCAGUAAACUGGUGUGCCCUAAGCUCCAAAAGGGUCAGGACCUGAGUGCAAUUCUCAUUCAAAAGGUUUACAAAACUAAAGUUCUUUAUGUAAAACCAUCAAGGACGCUUUUGGAUGACAGUGAAGAUGAAAACCAGCAUUCAAGGGCUAAUAUUUGCAUUAGCAGUGAAGAAGACUGCCCUGCCACGAGCCCCAACAGUGGGGAAAGACAAAACUGGAAACCUGACACAAGAGGUCCUGAGAGUGAUCCUGAUGGAGUGUGCCUUGCAGGAAGUGAUGGUAUCCCUGGCACUAGUGGUCCUGAGGGUGGUCCUCCUGGCUCAAGCAGUACAAGAGGCAUAUUUGGUCCAGAGGAAGUCUGUCUUUCAGGACACAGUGGAAAAAGCAGUAUUGACGAGGACAACUACUCUUCUUAUUUAACCCUCGUCGCUACCAUUUCUGGUGAUAGCUCUGAGGAUGAAGGAUUGCAGCAGGCAAUAGUUGCCAGUAUGGAGAGCCGCAUUAGUGAGAAUGUUCCUGCGAAGAAGAUACUGAUGGAACUGGCCAGCAAAAUUAACGUAAAUCAGCGGUGCAGAUUUAACAUUAAUAGAUCUGCUGUUUGGGAGGGGGCCAUUCGGGGCUUCAAGAGAUCGUCCUAUGAGCCCAACCUGAUGAUGUCUGUGAAGUUCUCAGAUGACAUGGGAAAAACCGAGGAAGGAGUUGAUUUAGGGGGUCCAAGGAGGGAAUUCUUGAGGCUCCUAAUGGAGAGCAUUGCAAAGUCCUCCAUGUUUGAGGGAACAGAAAACAGCAAAAACAUUGCUCUCAACAGUACCGCUCUAAGAGAGGACUGGUACUAUAUGGCAGGGAGAGCCAUUGCAAUAAGUUUGGUACAUGGUGGUCCCUCUCCAAACUUCCUCUCACCAGUAGUAUUUUCUUUACUGGCUGGCGUUUCACCAAAUCCAGUGCUAGAAGACAUAGCUGAUCCAGACCUCUUGGAAAAAGUCAAACAGGUAUCAGAAAGCACAACCAUUGAGGACCUUGAGAAGGCAAAGGCACCUCUGCUUGACUACUUGGCCAAUGCAGGAUGUCUGAGGCCUCUCCGGUCAAUCAGAGACAGGGAUCUGCUGGUACAAGACAUAGUAAUGUUUCAGGUCAUCCACAGGGUUCAAGGUCCAUUUCAAAGAUUCUGUGAAGGACUGAAAACUCUUGGGGUUCUGGAGAAAAUCCAGAAACAUCCAGACAGUUUUCGCCCCCUGUUCUGCCAUGAACCGAGCACCCUGACUGCUGAACAGGUGGAUGAUCUUUUCACCAUUCGGCUGUCACCAGGAGGAAGCAACAAGAGAGUUGCAGAAGAAGUGGUGGUUACCUACUGGAGAGACUAUCUUCAAGAUGCAGAAGAAGAACAAGGGCCAUCUAAACUUCAGAAGGUAUUGGCCUUUGCUACUGGCGCGUCUGUUGUCCCUCCCAUCGGGUUUUCACCAAGUCCAUCUGUGGAGUUCAUUCAUCAGGGACAUGAUGACUUUUCUCCCACACCCAUGUUUCCGACGGCCAACACAUGCAUUAACUGCAUCAGGUUGCCUAUCCAUGUUUCAUUCCAGGUCUUCAAAGAAAAGUUUGACUUUGCUUUAGACAACACCUAUGGAUUUGGCAGAGCCUGA